Falco peregrinus (peregrine falcon) is the source of this 360-nucleotide messenger RNA. RefSeq names its product putative small proline-rich protein 5. The record is from RefSeq and is a predicted model, not a curated record. The transcript has a single exon. NCBI's taxonomy places the organism in Eukaryota, Metazoa, Chordata, Aves, Falconiformes, Falconidae. Bases 1 to 360 code for a protein of 119 amino acids.
AUGUGCUCCCGCAGGUCCUGCCACAGCCACGAAACCUCCUGCCACGAAUCCCGCUCCUCCUGCCAUGACUCAGGGCUCUCCUGCCAUGACUCCCGGCCCUCCUGCCAUGACUCCAGGCCCUCCUGCCAUGACUCCCGGCCCUCCUGCCAUUACACCAUCCAGAGGCAGCCCGUGCAGAAGUACAACUAUGUGACGCCCUGCUGCCCCCCGGUGCAGACCUAUUGCCCCCCUGUGCAGCGCUAUUGCCCCCCCCUGCAGAGCUAUUGCCCCCCGGUGCAGCGCUAUUGCCCCCCGGCCCCCUACUGCCCCCAGUACACCAAGAACAUCUGCAAGCUGCCACCGACGUACCCCAAGUACUAG